GCACGCGCAAUUGUAUCAGUUGUGGCCUACGGUUGUGGGAGUCGUCCAGGUCCAACGCCUUCUCCGGGAUCGUGCCCGCUCUGUUUCCCGGUUGUAAGAUGGCCGACAACAAGCUUUAUGACAUUCUGGAGGUGCCAAGAACAGCAAAUGACGGCGACCUGAAGAAAAGUUAUCGCCGCCUUGCCAAGGAGUACCAUCCCGAUAAGAAUCCUGAUGCUGGAGAUAGAUUUAAGGAAAUUUCAAAUGCCUACGAAGUGCUUUCAGAUCCAAGGAAACGUUCCAUAUAUGAUAGAUAUGGGAUGAAAGGGGUACAGGAUGGAGGGCAUGAUGGAGGAGGUGUUGGAAUGUUUCAGGCUGAUGAAUUGUUUUCGCAUCUCUUUGGUGGAGGACUUUUCGGCGGAUUUGGAGGUGGGCCUAGACGUCGACAUAGGCCUGAGGACACAGUGUUGUCCUUGGCAGUCACAUUAGAAGACUUGUACAAUGGAAAGACUGCCCAAGUGCCAUUGGACAGGCGCUCAUUUUGUUCAGUCUGUCAAGGCAAAGGAUGCAAGACUGGUGCAAGAAAGGCGUGCCAGACAUGCACCGGCACUGGCUUGGUGUACGUAUACAAGGAAAUACCGUCUGGCUCGCCACAGAAGCUCAAAUCCCGGUGUCCUGAGUGCAUGGGUGCCGGUAAUUUUAUGUGCGAAGACGACAAGUGCACAUCCUGCGAUGGCCAGGGCGUGCAAAUUGAGCACACGUUUGUGGAAGUGCAAAUUGACAAGGGAAUGACCGCCGAUGCCAAGAUGUACUUUCGUGGUGAUGGAGAUCGUACUCCUGGUUAUCCUCCGGGAGAUGUUAUCGUUUUGCUGUCAAUGAUUUACCAUGAUGAUUUUGCAAGAGAUAGGGACAAUUUGUCUAUUGAUCGAACCAUCACAUUGGUAGAGGCGCUUUGCGGUUUUACGAUGGUGAUAACCCACCUGGAUGGUCGUGAGUUAGUGGUGCGACAUCCACCGGGAGUCGUCAUUAAACCAGGCGAUAAGCGGGUCAUUGCUGGCGAGGGCAUGCCGGUUCACAAGACUCCCGACCAGAAAGGAAACAUGUUCAUUGCCUUUGACGUGGAAUUUCCGCCUAACAAUUUUGCCACGAUCGAUUUGCUACAGAAACUCGAGGAGUUAUUGCCAUCACGAGAAGCGUUUGUGAUGCCAGAAGGCGAACACGUGGAGGAGGUCGAAUUGUUGGAGUUUAAACCAGAACGUAAGCCCAAACGAUAUUCAUCAGACGAGAGCGACGAGGAUGGCGGCUCUGGUCUGCAAUGCGCGCAACAGUAGUAAUUUAUUUGUAAAUAUGUAUUUAUCACUGUUGUUUGAUUAAUAGCAUCAUUUUUUGUAUUUUUUGAAAAUACACAAAGCAAAUUACCAAA
Dalotia coriaria is the source of this 1402-nucleotide messenger RNA. Its product is annotated as dnaJ homolog subfamily A member 2-like. The transcript is spliced from 2 exons. Gene Ontology annotation, biological process: response to heat; protein refolding. The coding region runs from base 99 to 1310 and encodes 403 amino acids. The record is from RefSeq and is a predicted model, not a curated record. NCBI's taxonomy places the organism in Eukaryota, Metazoa, Arthropoda, Insecta, Coleoptera, Staphylinidae. Gene Ontology annotation, molecular function: Hsp70 protein binding; ATP binding. Gene Ontology annotation, cellular component: cytoplasm; cytosol.